Sebastes umbrosus (honeycomb rockfish) is the source of this 2199-nucleotide messenger RNA. It is a transcript of the gene sdf4, whose product is annotated as stromal cell derived factor 4. The transcript is spliced from 7 exons. Gene Ontology annotation, molecular function: calcium ion binding. The record is from RefSeq and is a predicted model, not a curated record. NCBI's taxonomy places the organism in Eukaryota, Metazoa, Chordata, Actinopteri, Perciformes, Sebastidae. The coding region runs from base 209 to 1282 and encodes 357 amino acids. Gene Ontology annotation, biological process: calcium-ion regulated exocytosis. Gene Ontology annotation, cellular component: endoplasmic reticulum.
CCAGCGACGUUAGUAACUAGCCAGGAAGCAGUUCAGCUGACAGCUUGAGUGAAUCACUAACUGGUUCAUCAGAAAGGACCUUUACAACCUGACUCGUGUCUCUUCAGUGUUUAGUUUUACACUGAUCCGUCCCACCUGUAGGAGUCGGGUGUUGUGUGGAGCCACGUGUACAGGAACUGAGCCUGACUGGAAACUACUGCAGGCAAUCAUGGCUGUUUGGAGAAAACUGUGGUGCAGAAACCUCCUGGCAGUGUCUCUGCUCUUCUACAUCCUGCUCCACACCAUGGAUGUUCACGCACGGCCAGCCAACAUGUCAGCCGCAAAAGAGAAAUCUCCAGCCAGCAAGGACGACAACGAGAUCCUCCCCCAAGACCACCUAAAUGGGGUGAAGAUGGAGAUGGAUGGCCACCUCAAUAAGGACUUCCACCAGGAGGUUUUCCUGGGUAAAGAGAUCGAGGAGUUUGAGGAGGACUCGGAGCCAAGGAGGAACAGAAAGAAGCUGAUUGAUAUUUUCACCAAAGUUGAUAUCAACAAGGACAAGAGUGUUAGCGCCAAGGAGAUGCAGCGCUGGAUCAUGGAGAAGACGGACGAGCACUUUAAGGAGGCCAUGGAGGAGAACAAGAACAGUUUCCGUGCUGUUGACCCAGACUUGGACGGUCACGUGACAUGGGAUGAGUACAAAGUCAAAUUCCUGGGCAGCAAAGGUUUCAAUGAAAAGGAAAUUGCUGAGAAAAUUAAGAAAAAUGAAGAUCUGAAACUGGAUGAGGAAACUCAGGAGGUUCUGGAGAGCCUGAAGGACCGCUGGUUUCAGGCCGACAACCCCCCAGCUGACCAGCUGCUGAAUGAGCAGGAGUUCCUGUCUUUCCUCCAUCCUGAGCACAGCAGAGGCAUGCUCCAAUACAUGGUCAAGGAGAUUGUGCGCGAUUUAGACCAGGAUGGCGAUAAGAAGCUGACACUGUCAGAGUUCAUCUCUCUACCGGUGGGCACCGUGGAGAACCAGCAGGCUCAGGACGUCGAUGAUGACUGGGUUCGAGAGAGGAAGAAGGAAUUCCAGGAAGUCAUUGAUGCAAACCGUGAUGGCAUUGUAACCAUGGAGGAACUGGAGGAGUACAUGGACCCGAUGAACGAGCACAACGCUUUGAACGAGGCCAGGCAGAUGAUUGCCGUCGCGGACGAAAACCAGAAUCACAACCUGGAGCUGGACGAGAUUCUCAAGUAUAGCGAAUACUUCACGGGCAGCAAGCUCAUGGAUUACGCCAGAAAUGUUCACGAGGAGUUCUGAAGACACACUUUCCCCCUCUCAGUCCACUCGGCAAAGCAGGAGCAACAUCCUACAUCUGCUUCAGGGACAAGCCAGAUGAGGGGGGAGGAAGGGGUGGGGGGGGGGGAGGAGGGGGGGUGCAAAUUAAUGAUAGGAUGUUCUAGUGUGCAAUUCUGUGUUUAAAAGCCUCAACGGCCUCUUUCACUGCUGACUCCAAUUAAUACAUCCUUCCUUCAGCCCUGGACUGUCUGCCAGCCAUCAGAGUUAACAUGGUCUGCCUUCUGUGUUCCAUUGGACUUUUAAAUGUUGGGCAAAUUUGUUUGUGUGAUAUUGUGAAAUGUGUGUAUAUGAGGAAUUUUAACCCCGACUAUAGAUAUUUUCGUUCCAGGCGCAAUGGCGAGGGGAGACUAGGCGAUAUUACCAUUUGUUCUGCAGGAUCUGUCGUUUUUAGCUGGCGUGUCUGUACACAGUGUAAAUAUGCCUCCGUCGAAGAGAAAAGCUGAAAAAAUAACUAUAAUGCUGCUACAAGGAUAAAACCCUUAUAGAGAUAUCAUUAUAAAGAGUUUAUUGAUGACGCGCUCCAGACUUCCCCCAAAUUCAAAGGCGAUUUUGUCAUUAGUUGUGUACAGUUCCAGUAGUUUCCAUUAUAGAUGGCAUCCGUCCUACUUAUCGACAGGGUUAAAAAAAAAAAAGUCUAACUUUUAAAAGCUGCCUCAAUAACGUACAGUGAUCCUUCUUCGCACAGACUUUCAUUAACAAUUUAUUGCCAGAGUAAUAUAUGAGAACAAUGUGCCUUUUUCCUGCCAGACAUUUUGACUUAUUGAAGGAAAAGUACACGUGUAAACAUAACAUGUGUUUCAGGUCAAAAUGUCUCCUGUAUGUAAAGGUCUAUUGUUUUGUUCUUGACUAAAAGCAAUCUAAUCCUUGCUCUUGUUAAG